AUGGGUUUCUCGCGGAGGAUUCCUCUCUCUAUCAUCUGGCUUCUUCUCUGUGCCCUGUCGCUGAGGGCCGCCGCCGCCGCCAGGAAGGUCGUCACCGUUGACUCCUGUUACUGCUUUUUUCCUCUCUUGCUGGGAUCUGACUCUCUCUCUUUCUCUCUUCUCAAGUCCUACGUCGUGUACAUGGGGAGCCAUUCUCGCAGUGGGCAAGAAGCGUCCCUGGUCCGGACGGAGGAUGUGGCCGCGGCCCACCACAUCUUCCUGGGAUCAUUCUUGGGCAGGUGAGAUAUACACUCGCCGGCCACGUCGACAUCUUCUUCUUCCUUGGAGUCUAGCCGACCUCAGUCUCUGCAUUUUGCAGCGAGGAGGCGGCGCAGGGGGCGAUCUUCUACUCCUACUCGAGGUUCAUCAAUGGCUUCGCCGCUAUGCUCGAAGACGAGGAGGUCGCGGAGAUUUCGAGUGGGACACCGUUCUCUCUCUCUCUCUCUCUCUCUCUCUCUAUCUCUCUCCUUCUCCACCUUCCUCCGUCUUCCUCGUCGCCUCUCCAACUCUGAUCCUCUUCUUCCGCUGCCGCAGAGUCGCCGGCGGUCAGGGCGGUGUUCCCUAACGAGGGGCGGCAGCUACACACGACGCGCUCGUGGAACUUCCUCGGUCUGGAGAGCAGCGGCGGCGUGGUUCCGGAGGACUCCAUAUGGAAGAAGGCCAGGUUCGGGGAGGACACCAUCAUCGGAAACCUGGACACAGGUACUUUUUCCCCCAAUCUCUCUCUCUCUCUCUCGCUUUCCCUCUCCUCUGGUUCUCAUGGAGCUCCGCCGGCGGCAGGGGUGUGGCCGGAGUCCGCCAGCUUCGACGACAGCGGCUUGGGGCCCAUUCCGGCGAGGUGGAAGGGGGCCUGCGACCGCGGCGUCGACCAGAGCUUCUCCUGCAACAGGUGAAUUCGACCGUCCCUUCUCCUUGCGCUUUUCGUCUGUGGACGGGCCGCCCGCGAUGUGGAGGAGCCCACCGCCGUACUUGAGAGGGCCAAUAUCCCAAAAGUUCAACGCCCCUGAAAUUCUACCAUUUUCUCCUCGUUAAAUAGUUUAUUUACAGCGAUGACGAAGUCGAUGACAAUGAUGAUAAGGUCAACGGUAACGAUCUUUAUUUUGCUUAAUUAUCUGUUCACAAAUAAAACAAUAACAAUAGCUACCAUGAAGUUAUUGCUGCACUUGGAAAAAAAAUAUAGAACCCAGAACCGAUCGUUCUAGAUCCCGAUUGGACGGCCCGAGCGGAUGGAUGAACGGUCAGAUUUUGGUGGUCCAGGAAGCUGAUUGGGGCCAGAUACUUCAACAAGGGGUACGUGGCGGCCGUGGGGCCCAUCAACGCUAGUCUGAACAGUCCCAGGGACACUGAGGGGCAUGGGACUCACACCCUCUCCACCGCCGGCGGCAAUUUCGUGCCGGGGGUCAACGUCUUCGGCUUUGGCAACGGCACGGCCAAGGGCGGGGCGCCCAGAGCUCGGGUGGCGGCGUACAAGGUCUGCUGGAAAUCGGUAGCCGCCGGCAGCUGCUUCGACGCCGACACUCUCGCCGCCAUCGACGCCGCCAUCCACGACGGCGUCGACGUGCUCUCCAUCUCCCUCGGCGGGAACCCCAGCGACUACGCCGUCGACGCGCUGGCCAUCGGGUCGUUCCACGCCGUGAAGAAUGGAAUCACCGUCGCCUGCUCCGGCGGCAACUCCGGCCCGGCCUCGGGGUCAAUAUCAAACGUCGCCCCGUGGAUCUUCACCAUUGCCGCCAGCACCAUGGACCGGAAGUUCCCCUCCGCCGCCGUCCUCGGCAACAGGGCGGCACUCGAGGUCAAGCUCCUCCUUCCUUCCUUCCUUCCUUCCGUCAUCUUCCUCGGGGAGCUCACUAUGCCGCCGCGUUCUUCUCGCAGGGCGAGAGCCUCUCCGCGACAAGCCUCCCGGCGGGGAAGCUCUAUCCUCUGAUCAGCUCCACCGCCGCUCGGGCCGGAAACUCGAACCUCACCGCCGCGUAACGACGACCGCGCCCUCCCUCCCUCUCUUAAUCGUCGUCUUGGUGGUGUCCCGAUUGGGAGUGACGGAGGACUUUUGGAGUGGUUCUUGCAGGCAGCUCUGCUUCUUGGGUUCUCUGGAUCCGGAGAAGGUGAAGGGGAAGAUCGUGGCGUGCCUCCGGGGGAUCAACCCGAGGGUAGAGAAGGGGCAGGCGGUGCUCCUCGCCGGUGGCGCCGGAAUGAUCCUCGCGAACUCCGAAGCCCAAGGUAACGAAGUCAUCGGAGACGCCCACCUCCUCCCCGCCGUCCACCUCACUUAUCAGAAGGGCAUCGCUCUCUACAAGUACAUCAACUCAACAAGGUGAGCAGCUUACAACCGUAAUCCGUGCCUCUUUCGCGUCAGCCGACGCCCUCUGAUGAGGCUGGUUUGGCUGCAGCAAGCCCCUGGGCACCAUCACCGCGCCCGCAACCGCGACAAAUAUCAAGCCAUCGCCUUUCAUGGCUGCCUUCUCGUCUAAAGGCCCCAACACCAUCACCCCAGAGAUCCUGAAGGUUCUCCUCCGUUACCUAUCUCACUCCGUUCUCUCUCUCUCUCUCUCUCUCUCUCUCUCUCUCUCUCUCUCUCUCUCCCUCCCUCUCCCUCUCUCUAUCUGUCUAUGUAUCUAUAUAGAUAUAUAGAUGUACCGUAUACAUUCAGGUUUACGGACAUCAUUUCUCGAUACCUAUUGUUCGUGCUCUUGACGUUUGAGUGGGUGGCAGCCGGAUAUCACCGCACCCGGGGUCAGCGUCAUUGCUGCCUACAGCGAAGCUGCGGGUCCUACGGGCCUGGACUUCGACAAGCGGAGGGUACCGUACGUCACGAAUUCGGGAACGUCAAUGUCGUGCCCCCACAUCUCAGGAAUUGCCGCACUCCUCAAAACCCUGCACCCCGACUGGAGCCCGGCGGCGAUCAGGUCUGCCAUCAUGACCACCGGUGAGUGAGCUCCGAGUCGGCGCUGUAUGAAAGGUUGCCCAGUUUUUCAAAAACUGAUCUGGGUCUGCUGUCACUACUCGGCUGCAGCGACGACCGAAGAUAACCUGGGGAAGCCCAUACUCAACUCGUCGUUCUUGGCGGCCACCCCGUUCAGCUACGGCGCCGGGCACGUCCGUCCGAACCUCGCCAUGGAUCCGGGCCUUGUCUACGACCUGACGGUGGAGGACUACCUCCUGUUUCUCUGCGCCCUCGGGUACAACUCAAGUCAGGUCGCCAUGUUCUCCGAGGCGUCCUUCUCUUGCCCGAAGAGCCCCUCCAAGCUUCUGGACUUCAACUACCCCUCCAUCAGCGUCCCGCAGCUCUCCAACCAGACGACCGUCACCAGGAAGGUGACGAACGUCGGCCCACCAGGUAUAUACAGAGCCCGAGUGGUACCGCCGCCGGGAAUCUCCGUGAAGGUGAAUCCGGAGAGAAUCGCGUUCAAAAGUGUCGGCGAGGUGAAGGAGUUCAAGGUCACAAUGGAGGCCGAGAGAAGCGCGGCAGUCUUUGAAUACCUCUUCGGGAGGUUGACCUGGUCUGACGGGGUCCACAAUGUUGGAAGCCCCCUGGUGGUCUUGAUUCGGCCCAAGAACAGGUUAAAAACUUGA
Molecule: messenger RNA, 3609 nt
Organism: Spirodela intermedia
Lineage: Eukaryota; Viridiplantae; Streptophyta; Magnoliopsida; Alismatales; Araceae
Source: the annotation of a GenBank genome assembly